CAUACACAAAUGUGAGUGUGUAUGUGCGUGUGUCCGUGCAUAUAUAAGAACCAUUUUCAAACAAGUGAUUAAAUCAGUUUGGCAAGCGGCAAGAGUAUUUGGUGUUAAAUCAGAAAAUCAUGAAUCCUUAUAAUCCAUAUGGAAAUCCAGGAGGCCCUCCACCAUCCGGAGCCUACCCUUACAAUGGACCAUAUUACCCACCCCAACCAUACCCACCACCAGCUCAGAGACCACCACCAACCAUUGUUAUAGAAGAACAUCAUGAGGGUGUUGGUGGCGCCAUCAAACAUGCAGUACAUGACAUGGUGUUUGGUCAUGACCAUCACCAUGGAGGCCACCACGGACAUCAUGUUCACUAUGAUCAUCAUGGUCACCAUGGUCACCAUGGUCAUCACGACCAUCAUCAUCACGAUUACCAUCACCAUGACCACUGCUAAAACACUUCUUCAGUGUAACAUUGAAGACAACAAAAUUAAACCAAUAAUUGUUUCCCAUAUAACUUUGUUAUAAUGACUUUAUAAUAACCUUAUAACAACAUUAUAAUGUUAUUAUGAUAGCAUUAUAAUAACAUUAUCAGAAAAUUAUUUUUACAAGAAAUGAAGGAUAACGCUUCUAAAAGUUAUGCUGUAUUCUUCAUGGCUGCUGAAAACUUCUGUCAGACAUUUGUAAACCAUUCUAAAAUGCUCAUAACAAGUUACCAGAGAUGGCCACAUAAAGAUUGUCAUAUGUUUAUAAUAAACCAGGAAGGCACCAUUUUCUUGAGUUCUUGAAAAUUCAAAGUAUAAAACAUGCAAGCUAACAACCAAUUGUUCAAUAAUACUUAUUAAAAUAUUUCCAAUCAAUAAAAUAAACAUUCAAAAUUC
Octopus bimaculoides (California two-spot octopus) is the source of this 863-nucleotide messenger RNA. RefSeq lists its product as uncharacterized. The record is from RefSeq and is a predicted model, not a curated record. Lineage: Eukaryota; Metazoa; Mollusca; Cephalopoda; Octopoda; Octopodidae.